Pieris macdunnoughi is the source of this 792-nucleotide messenger RNA. NCBI's taxonomy places the organism in Eukaryota, Metazoa, Arthropoda, Insecta, Lepidoptera, Pieridae. The record is from the annotation of a GenBank genome assembly.
AUGACGCUUAUUCAAAGGAGCGAGGGUGUGCCUGAUAGCAUGGACGGGCCAGCUAAAGAAGACCGAAAGUCCUCGCGACCAGUGAGGAACAGGCGACAUACACGGCGAUGUCUCGUCUCUGGACAGCGCCCCCAGAAACGACUGUUUACUCCAGAAAUUAAACGCUACUUAAAGGAUUGGCUUGUUAGACGGAGAGAAAACCCUUACCCUAACCGUGAGGAAAAAAAGAUUUUAUCUCGAGAAACAGGACUGACAUAUAUACAAAUUUGUAACUGGUUCGCAAACUGGCGUAGAAAACUCAAGAAUGUCAAUGCUGAAAGAAACCAACUAACCUGGGGUCACCUAAUUCGUACUUACAAUGAUCGUGCGCAAGGGAAUGUUGAGCAGUUUAGCAUCUGUUCUGAUGACAGCAUUUGGAGUGAACAAGAGUCACUAUCGCGUCGUGAAUCGAGUGAGAACAACGAACAGGAAAGUCCAGAUAUAAAAACGGACGACUCAGGAUCUACAGCGUCAUUUGAUCAUGGUUUCAAUAACAAUUGCAAUGAGAUUGACACGAAUUUUUCCAAUUGUUCAAUUGAAAAGACGAGCAGUCCCGUGUUAUUAACUAAAUGGUUGGAGAGCGCUGCUCGUUUUAAGCCAAGUGAAAGUAACUAUUCCUGGUGGCCUGAAGGAAGGCGAAAAAAAUCAGAUUCAAAACAGCGUAUUACCAUAAACAAUUUUGAACAUGACAGAGAUGAAGUAGAAGCCGCCGUAGCACUUACUACUUUAGCUUCCAGCCGUAUUGGAGCAUAA